AUGGCGACCACUCCUCCGCCUUCAGACUUUCGUGAGCUACGCGAGCCACGGGCACCCAGACAUGGCGCUGGCUACGACAGCUUCGAACCAUAUCCCACAAGACAAUCUGCUCGACUAGCAGGGCAACGGUCUAGCGAGUCGCACACAACUCCCCCUCCACCAAGUCCUAAAAAAUCCGCGCGUCGCAACGAAAUCGACKCUUUGUCACCUCCCAGCACGCUUUCUCCCCGCAAGAAGCCAGUGCAUGGAAAAGCGUCACUACUCAGCGAGACCUUGGAUCUGGAAGCUUCGGAUCUUUCAGACGGCGCAGGAGUCUCAGCAAAUCGGUUUUCCCGGUCGGCAAUCCUUCCAGGACAUUCGCUUCUUUUGCCUACCCCUGCAAAGACCCCUCGCCAUCAGAAGUCGAUAGGCAAUCUUGGUGCCGCAGCACGUUCUCUCUUUCCUGUCAAUGCUUCAUCUUCGCGCCACACGAAAAGCACAAAGAAAGCCAGUGGAUUUUCUCUGGACAGUUUCAACGAAGAUUCCACAGGCAACAACAGCUCAAUCGAAAUCUUCACAGACAGUCGCGAUCGUAUCCCUGUGGUAAACAAGAGCCACGACAACCCAUUCUUGAGCAAAACAGAACCCAAGAUGUCUUCUGAUAGCGAGACUCCCAAGGCUAAGCGUCAGCGUGUCAGCUCUCGUCGUGUAGCACCAGAAGUUGAUCCUAAAGAAGCUGUCAAGCGGACUGAUGGGAUGCUUUACACCUUCCGUGGCAAGAAAGUUUUUCGCAAGUUCGACUAUCAACGCAGUGAUUCUGAGGAUGAACAGAACGAAGAAGACGAAUUGGGCUUCUUCGCCGUUCGCCCAGACUUGCUUGACAGUAGUGUUAAUCUCGAUGUCCCGCGUUUGACCCGCUCAGCCAUCAAAGGCCGCCGUCUCUUUGCACCAAUUUCGGAAACCCAGCAGUCUGGCUCUGUCGAUGAGAACGAAGAGGCUACUACCGAUAUUGAAGACCCUGUCGACUCCGUUGAAAGCACAGACAUUGUGCAUUCUGAAGGAGAUCUCGAGACGACACCCAAACGUUCGCUACGCACUCGGACUACUGGUUUGCACAGUGACGACAAAACAGAGCCUGUUCAUCCUGCUGUUGCAGACACGAAGAAGAGUGACAAACGCAGCAGUCCUUUUAGUGUCUGGGCUCGCAAGAAGACCCAGCCUGCCGAUGUGUCUGUGUCGAAGAAGCGUGAAGCCGACCCAUUCACUGGAUCGCCUGCCCCGGCCGCCAAGCGGACCAGAGCUCAUUGA
Molecule: messenger RNA, 1287 nt
Organism: Talaromyces amestolkiae
Lineage: Eukaryota; Fungi; Ascomycota; Eurotiomycetes; Eurotiales; Trichocomaceae
Exons: 2
Coding region: 1-1287 (428 amino acids)
Source: RefSeq, a predicted model, not a curated record